GCAGUAAAUCUCACAUGCAGGUAAGUGUGAUUAUAAUAUUGAGUUUGUAUUGAGUUUUUGUAUACCGAGGUAUCAGUUAAUGGAGUAACUGUCACAGUCAAUCAAAUGCAUGGACUCAAUGAUUGUAUGGACUCGGAUCGACAGUAGGUCUAUAUACACUCUACCUAACUUGCAUCACUGGCUAUGUCGUGACUGAUUUUGGGAACCAGUCAAUGCAGCUGGCUUCCCCUACUGUAUCAGCAUCCAACCUACAGUUACACCUCUGACUCCAGUGGGACCUCCGGCUACUGCUGUUGGGUGAAGUGUUUCUCUUAUGGACCUAUAGAUUCCUCACCCCAGCUUACCUUCAGUUUUAACCUGUCUCUGUGAUGCACCGAUGUCGUUGCACUAACCGAUGUCGUUACACUAGUGUAAAUACAAGGUCUCUAGUAGAAACGACUUACAACUACACAUUUAAUGGGACUGUAGCUAUCUUCUCUUACUGCUACUCACUCUACCAACCCAUCCGACGCCCUGUGUGGAACGUUCACCAUUAAUAUGGUCAGUGCUAUGAAUCAACCCACAAGGAUGUCUAUUCUUGUGUUAUCAGCUGAUCAGUCACUGAAUGGUGCAGUGGUGACUUGUUAUGCUGGUGCUUCUACAUCUGAUCCUCAAGCUGGGAACUUCACUGUACAAGUUAUUGGCCCGCCUUCCACUCCAACUGUUGACAGUAUGGAGUACUCAGUGGUCGACUCAACUACCGGACGAUUCAACUUCUUCGUAAGGGACAGAGUUCACUAUUUCUGCCAGUAUGGUUGGAGGUAGUGGCUCAGUGGUUGUCACUGACAACAGCAUCAAUGUGACUGGAUUAAGCUACACCGGGUCUCACACUGUCAGUGUGGUGGCUACCAGUGCUGUGUGUCCAGGAGUGGACAAUAGGAGCGUUGAUGUUCCUGUGGUGUUUAACAUAAGAACUCCUGUACUGACUCAACCCACUGGAUUCGUUGACUGUUCCAAUUCAUCACUGCCAAUCAGUGGAUCAUGGAGUGCGAUGGAAGGCGUUCAGAGCACCAAUAACCCAACAGUUCAGUUAGUUCCUCCCCAAAUUGGUACACCGACUAUAACCUUUACUUCUUCAGCAAGGGGGUCUCAGUGGCAAUGCAGUGUUUGUUCCUGAUUCAUCCUACCAGCUCACAGACACAGUGAAGAAUGAUGUGUACACUUUCACUGUGACUGUGACGAAUGCGGCUGGAUCAAGCACGGAAAUAUCUGAAAGAGUUGUUGUUACCCCGUUCAUUGUUGAUGAGAGUACGCUGGAAACAAUGAAUUGCCUCACAUUCUCUCUCGGUCAAACCUGUGUCUCUGAGCAAAGUGAAAACUUUGUCAUCCAGUUUGAAGAAGGAUCUGGUGUAUGUCGAGACUUGCUUCCAUCAGAUUUCAGCACAUCCACCAUACAACUGAUGCCGAGGUCGGCUUGUGCACCCGUGGCUUCAUCCACUAACCUGUGUUAUCGUGCAACUCUGAUGCAUAAUGGGAUUAUAAUCGGAACUUAUGCUAAUCUUGACAUUGCUGGGUGCGCUGUAAGUGUCCUUCCUUCUUUCCUGGCAGAUGGUGUUUCCUACCAGCUUGACGGAGAAGUCACUAGCGGCAACGUGUCUCACCUCACGACUGCUACUCUGAGCUGUACCGAAACUUUUGCCUCAGUAUCUGGAGCAGCUGUGGUGACAUGUGUUGACGGUCAGUGGAACAACAUGGGCAUACGGUGGUGUUCUAGAUCAUGUGCAGAAACUACUGUUAUAUCCGUAAUCGUGACUUUCCUGCUGACCCUGGCUCUAGCAAUCUCCAUUGGUGUCUUUAUUGUACUGGCAGUGAACAAGUGGAGGAGGUCUGAGAAGGUAACUUUGCAAACUGAAACUAAAAUGAGACAACCACCAGUUGCAAUAUACGAGGACCCAGAUAUCGUUAAACCUGACCCUUGUACUCAGGGAAACCUCGCUUAUGGACAUGUGCAGUUCAGUUAGUUUCGAAUCAAACAUUCUGUAGGUAUAGUCUUCUACAUGCAAACGCCACUGGUCUGAAUGCUGUCAAGGUGAAGAAAUGUUCUGUGAUGUGAGAAACUUAGAGAUAGACUGCCUUCGUCUUGAGGUACUCACUGAGUUCUCGCAGUUGUCUGCAGGUUCCAACAAAAUUGGUUCCAUUGUGAUGCAGGCCCCGAAACUGCUUGAGGCACAAAAUACAUAUAUGUUUCAGUAUACCAACGAUGGGGAGGAGAGGUGGAUCUCAUGGCCAACAUACCUGAAUCUCCUCCCACUUUUGGUACCGUCAAAGUGAGUGAGUUAUAAUUACGGACAAGCUUUUUGUCAAAAAUCUGCGUAUUUGACAUCUACAACGUUAUAUACCAACAGUAGAUGAGUGUCAAACUACACAAAACUGUAAGCAAGAUUGUUUUGAAAAGUGGGGGCCAGCUUAAGUAUCCUCGUGCACUGGACAGUAACCCGGCCAACUGAUGCAUGGAGGUAAUAAUAUCGUGAACAUUAACGGCUGUUAACUUGAGCAUAAAAGAAUAGCAUUGAUAAUAGGUAAUAAUUAUCUCAAGCAUAAUGCUACCAACCCCUACUGUGAUAACGGUGUGCCUGACUAUGGCACACCCAUUCUUCGGUUCCAUCGUCGGGUCCAGUCCCAACACAAGCCAUCGAAAUCAGAAUUCUAAUACCUAAUCCAAUUCUGGAACAGGUUACUCCAAAUCCCAAAGUGCUAUUGCUGUUAAGAAUGCUGCCAAGAACAGGAACAUGGACUACCUGCCACGGCUACAAGCACCAGAAGGCAUACACCAUUGUCCAGAAUCCAUUGGACUCAGCUGUAUAACUUCUGGAAGGUGAUUUAUGACAGGAAGUGUGUGGCUGUUGUGAUGUUGACUCCACUCAGUGAAAAUGGGAAGGUAAGAGAUGGUCUCCAAUAGCCUGUUGAGUGUGUGUGUGUAUAGGAAGAAUGCUCCCAGUACUGGCCAGAGAGUGGCAAUGUCACCUCCUUUGGUGAGUUCACCAUCGAUAACUUGGGGGAAGAAACCAACGCUGGGUUCGUUAUGAGGCAACUGAGCGUACUCAAUGAAAAGUAUAUCAUGCAUCUCUUUGUUGCCUUCAAACCUAUUUUUAUUCCUUGUUGCCUCCAAAGGGCCCAUCAAUUGACUCAGUUCCACAUCACUAACUGGAAGAGCAGUGGAAAGUGUGAGAACUUCAAGACUGUAACUGACGUCAAUGAAGAGGUUAUAAAGGUUCAAAGAAGGAUGGGAAACAAGCCUGUAUAUAUAUUGAUCCAUUCCAAUGACACUGCGACCCGCUCUGGUAUGUACUGCUCUGUAGCUACUACCAUCGAUUGUUGCAAGACAGAGGGAGUGGUGGAUGUGUUGCAGGUGGUCAAGGCUCUCAGGGUCCACAAGCCAGGGGCAGUACCCUCAGUCGUGAGUUCAUCUGCUGCUCACAUAGUGGGAGGCUUGUACCAUUACAAGAGCCAGACCUUGCCUAUAGUAGUAUAGACUUGCCAGUCGUCACUUUUGCACAGCGGAAAGUAGACUGGUCAAAGUACAGUCCACAUAUCCGAUAAGACUCGAAGUGGCUGUGGUUUUCGUGACGUCAGUCUACUGCACGUGAUACUUAGACUUAGACUACCACAAAACUAGCUACACAAAAGGUAUUCUAGUGCCAGUACGUGCUAUUAGCCCAGGGCGUAAAGAAGAGAGGGCAUGCAACAGCAAAACAGCUGAUUCCACCACGUAGGCGAAUGAAUUUGCAUGAAGUGCUAAAAAAAAGAGCUUCAUGCAAAUGCACAUUUAUCGGCCCACGAUAUUAUGAAUUCUGCUCGCUCGCUACGUGUACUAGAUUGAAUGCCUUCUUUUCACACUAUUGCUAUAUAGCUACUCAAGUUGACAACUUGCAUACUAUGCCCAGAGUGUGCUAUGCCUAUAUGGUGGUAUGCAUUCAACGUCACUAUUUAAUUAUUUUGUGGUAACUGCAUGCGGUCUAGCCACUUGAGUUUCCACAUCAUUUAGUGGCAAGCAUUGCAGCACAUAGUUUUAACAGUCUAAUUUUUGACGUGCAAAGGUGACGGCUCGUGAGUCUAGCCUAGUAGGGCCUGUACCAGGUUGUUUCCCCCAACACAAGAGAUUGUGAAUGCUUUAAGUCGAUCAGCUAGUAGGAGCUGUAUUGUUGAUUGUUAUUAUUUUCAGUGUAUAUAUAGUUUAUAUAAUCUACCAUAACACACCACAGACAGUCAAUGUGUAGCUAUAUAGUUAGUGUAAUGGUAUUGAGGUUCCACUCCCCCUCACAAGACAACUAUAAGGAUAUCUUAGCGAAUAUGCAUGUACAACUAUACUAACACAAAAAAUGAACAAAUUGUAUGCAUGAACUCUGUUGAGUAUACCUUUAAGGUGACACAUUUUCGCGAGUAUUAAAUUUCUGCGAAUGAGAAUAAAAUCGCAAAAAUUUGUACUCACAGAUAAUUGAAAAUUGCUCAAUCUUAUAAUUACAGGCCACAAGGUAUUGUACUUAGAGAUACUGACUUCCUUUUUGUACAAUAUCAUAGAGUUCUUUAUUUCCACUGCUAUUGUUAAUCACCCUGAACUUAAGGAUUAUCGAGGUAUGAUGUUCGCAGUAAUUUAACAUCACAAUGCAUGCUGCAAAAGGGCUGCUAUUCGAAUCCAUGAAAACCUUUCUAACACUAUUUUCGAGAAACUGUAUAGCCUAGAAACAGAUAACAUAACUAUUAUGACAGUGUUUAUUGUCAAAGUGUGUACACAACAUGCCGAUGGCAUGAUAGUGUACUAUAUAACAGUUAAUCAGUUUCUGCGAGCACACUGAUUGGUCUCAUGUAGGGAUCCAAUACCUGCAUGCAGGCAAAACUGUUUCAAUCAAUUUCCUUAAGGCUAGCAAUACUGUACUUAUAAUUACAGGCCACAAGGUAUUGUACUUAGCUAACAUCAUAGCAAGCUAGCUAGGGAUACCUACUAACUGUCUACCAUUGAAGAAAGACUAUACCCAUGACCUCCAUGCUGUGUGGACUAGUGUGUGUGGUUCUGCUCUCUGGGCUCGCUGUACUGGCAGGGGAACAGCAAGUCUACCUGGCACUGGGAUCUGGUCGCAUCACCACUAACAAUACUUAUAUCUUGAUCACUACUAUUGGAGAGAAUGCUGAUGGUGGUCUUCCUUUUCUCACCUGUCACAGUGACCUCACUACCUGCUGUAGAAAUGUGUCUGACAACAAUGGUAAUGGAACACUAGGACAGUGGACGUAUCCUGAUGGGAGUAUGAUAAUGGGCAAUGAUGCAGUCGCUGCACAGCAGUUCUACAUUGUGAGGAAUGCUGCUCAGGUCAUCAGACUGGCUCGUAGACAGGCUAACAAUCCCCUCACUCCAACCGGGUCCUACUGUUGUACUGUACCAACUACACUGGGAGAUAUGACCAUCUGUGCUAACCUGAUUGCACCUAUGUCAGUCACAUGUUCUGAUAAUUUCCCGGACAUUGCUAAUGGAAGCAUAACCUAUACUGGUGGAUCCACUAACAACAGAUCAGUGGGUGCUACAGCCAGUUACGCCUGCUUCCUUCCCUACACUCUGGUUGGAGUGCCAGUGAGGACUUGUGGGAGUGAUGGAAAGUGGAGCUCAACAACAACUCCAGUGUGUGAGAUGACGUGUUCUGACCUACCCUCACUGACAAAUGGGAAUAUUGACUAUGGUGGUGCUGGAUCCAAUAACAGUAGACCAGUGAACACUGUGGCCACCUACACCUGUAACCCUGGCUACACUAUUGGUGGAGGUACCACCAGGACUUGUAGGAGUGGUAUACAUAGAGUGUGGACUGGGUUUGCUCCAGUGUGUCUGUCUAACUGCCCUGACUUACCCCCACUGACCAACGGGACGAUUAUGUACAGUGCUACAUCCAUUGGCAUCAAACCUUUCCUCUCUAGUGCUGUGCACUCCUGCAACACUGGCUAUACUCUCACUGGAGGAGACACUAACAGGAUCUGUGUGACUGGAGGGAGCUGGAAUGGGUCAGCUCCAACUUGUCAGCCUAACUGCCCUGACUUACCCCCACUGACCAACGGGAUGAUUACCUAUAGUGAUGGAUCCACUAAUAACAGACUUUUCCUCUCUAACGCUACAUACUUCUGCAACACUGGCUACACUCUCACUGGAGGGGACACCACUAGGGUCUGUGUGAGUGGGAGCUGGAGUGGGUCAGGUCCAAUUUGUCAGCGACCUUGUUCUGAUUUACCACCACUAAUGAAUGGAGGCAUUACCUACGCUGGUGGACUUGCUGACAACAGACCUAAUAAUACUAUUGCUAUGUUCACUUGUGACAAUGGCUACACUCUCAUUGGAGGUGGAAGGAGUGUCAGAGUUUGUCAGAAUGGGACCUGGAGUGGAACAGCUCCUACCUGUCAAUUGAACACAGGACCCACUAAAUCACCCACCACCUGUUCCGACCUCCCUGCUCUGACCAAUGGAAUGAUUCUUUACAAUAUGGGGACUGCUAGUCUGAGACCAGUGGACACUGUGGCCACCUGCACCUGUGACACUGGCUACACUCUCAAUGGAGGCAGCACUAGGACUUGUGGGAGUGAUGGAGUGUGGAGUGGGUUAGCUCCAACCUGUCAAUUAUCUCCUGUCUACGUCUCCGUGGGAACCACCAAAUUUGCAACUAAUAACUCACAGGUUUCCAUAGACACCAUUGGAGAUACCACUGAGACAGCAUUGACUUGCAAAACUGACUCAACUAUUUGUUGUACAGGACAAGAUAACCCCAAUAGUGCCAAUGGAUUAGGAGAUUGGCUACUACCGAAUGGAACAGCUAUUAUAAGAAAUCUGGACAUUACUAUUUCAGACACAGAUCUGCUGUACAGUGUUAGAAAUACAAGUGCACUCAGACUCCAUCGUCGAGGGUCUGUGUCAGGCCCCACUGGCUCCUACUGCUGUGUGAUUCCUGACAGCACUGGAGUUAACACAACUUUCUGUGUGCAGUUAGGCCCUGAUGCUAGCAACACAGGAGGUGUGGUAGCAGGUGUAGUCAUCGUGUUACUCAUUCUAGCCGCUGUCAUUGUGGUGGGUAUCAUUGUUGGGGUCUAUUUCUGGAGGAAACUUCAUGGCAACCAGACCAAGUACGGCCCCUCCCCACGCCAUGCAUCUCCCCCUCGCCCCACCCCCUAUCAAGCAUCCUUCAAGAAGAGCAACAGACAAGACAGUAAAGCCACCAUUGAGAAAGUCAACGAGCCUAGUAUAGUAGAGUUUCCUAGUGAUACUCAUGCAACGGAGGGGGAGGAGGUGUAUCUGAGGGUGAAGGUGGGAGGUCACCCUCCACCCAGUCUCACCUGGUACCACGAUGGUAGGAAGGUGACUGCAGACUAUGCCACAGAACUGGACCAGGACGGUGGAGUAUCCUUCUCUAGUGUGGAGGCUAAGCAUGCUGGUGUGUAUAAACUGGUGGUUACUGGAGCCUCAGGGUCAACAACGCAACAGCUCGUCAAGGUAACAGUGAUGAGUGAGAGUGGUAAGGCUAGUGAGGGGAUGGAGGGGGUGGACUACGCCCCCAUACCUGUGACAGAGUUUGGAGCGUAUGUGGCUGACCUCCAUGCCAGCAGCAAUAAGAAGUUCAAAGAUCUUUACAAGAAUCUGGACAGUGGGGAGAGGGGUCAUCCAGUGAUUAUUUCAGUGACUCCUGAGAACAGACUCAACAACAGAUUUGGCAACAUUGCUGUCUAUGAUGACAACCUCAUUAUCCUAGACCCCAUCCCUAGCCAAGAGGACUGCCAGAGUGACUACAUCAAUGCCUGCUAUGUAGACGGGUACAAGAAGCCUAAAAAGUUUAUAGCAACACAAGGACCGCUACCACGAACUCUGGUGGACUUUUGGCGUCUCAUGUGGCAGGAGAGACCACCCAUAAUAGUCAUGCUCACCAACCUCGAGGAGAACAACAAGAUAAAGUGCGAACAAUACUGGCCAGAUUCUGGGAAGAAGCAGUUUGGACCAUUCACAGUGGCCAUUACAGAUCAGCAAAUACUGGCUGAUUACACUGUCAGGACACUGGAGGCUUCAUUGGAUGGUGAUCUCCGUGUUCUGAGAGUCAAGCUAUUCCAUUUCACUGCCUGGCCUGAUCACGGUGUGCCUGACUAUGCCACGCCCAUUCUUGGGUUCCAUCGUCGGGUCCAGUCCCAACACAAGCCAUCAAAAGGUCCUAUUCUGAUCCACUGCAGUGCUGGUGUGGGACGCACAGGCACUUAUAUUGCCAUUGAUAAUGUUCUCGAUCAGAUCUCAGUCGAUGGUCUCAUCGAUAUUUCCGGGACCAUUGUUAAAGCUCGCAACCAGAGGAUGAAGCUUGUACAAACACAGGAUCAGUAUGUGUUCAUCCACGAUGCUAUCCUGGAGUCAAUGACGUGUGGAGACACUCAGAUCGGUGCUGGAGAUCUGCGCAGACAGAUACAAAAGAUGUCAUUAGUACCCCCGGGAAAAACCACCUCAGAAUUCCAAUACCAGUUCCAAAUUCUGGAACAGGUUACUCCAAAUCCUAAAGAAGUUCGAAGUCUUAUUGCUGUUAAGAAUGCUGCCAGGAACAGGAACAUGGACUACCUGCCACCUGAGCCCAGUCGUGUGAUUCUGAAGGGAGAGCAACCUGACUACAUUCAUGCUGUGUUUGCUCAUGGCUACAAGCACCAGCAGGCAUACAUCAUUGCCCAGAAUCCACUGGACUCAACUGUGCGUAACUUCUGGAAAGUGAUCUAUGACAGGAAGUGUGCGGCUGUUGUGAUGUUGACUCCACUCAGUGAGAAUGGGAAGGAAGCAUGCUCCCAGUACUGGCCAGAGAGUGGCAAUGUCACCUCCUUCGGUGAGUUCACCAUCAAUAACUUGGAGGAGGAAGUCAACACUGGGUUCGUUAUGAGGCAACUGAGCAUGCUUAAUAAAAAGACCCAAAAGGCCUGUCAAUUAACUCAGUUCCACAUCACUAACUGGAAGAGCAGUGGAAAGUGUGAGAACUUCAAGACUGUAACUGACGUCAAUGAAGAGGUUAUAAAGGUUCAAAGGAGAACUGGAAACAACACUAUACUGGUUCAUUGCAAUGACACUGUGACCCGCUCUGGUAUAUGUACUGCUCUGUAGCUACUACCAUUGAUCGUUGCAAAACAGAGGGAGUGGUGGAUAUGUUGCAGGUGGUGAAGGCUCUCAGGGUCCACAAGCCAGGGGCAGUACCCUCAGUCGUGAGUUCAUCUGCUGCUCACAUAGUGGGAGGCUUGUACCAUUACAAGAGCCAGACCUUGCCUAUAGUAGUAUAGACUUGCCAGUCGUCACUUUUGCACAGCGGAAAGUAGACUGGUCAAAGUACAGUCCACAUAUCCGAUAAGACUCGAGGUUUUCGUGACGUCAGUCUACUGCACGUGAUACUUAGACUUAGACUAUAUACCACAAAACUAGCUACACAAAAGGUAUUCUAGUGCCAGUACGUGCUAUUAGCCCAGGGCGUAAAGAAGAGAGGGCAUGCAACAGCAAAACAGCUGAUUCCACCACGUAGGCGAAUGAAUUUGCAUGAAGUGCUAAAAAAAGAGCUUCAUGCAAAUGCACAUUCAUCGGCCCACGAUAUGAAUUCUGCUCGCUACGUGUACUAGAUUGUGAGUUGCAUGUCCUCUUUUCACGCUCUUGCUAUAGCUACUCAAGUUGAUGCUAUAGCUACUCAAGUUGACAACUUGCAUACUAUGCCCAGAGUGUGCUAUGCCUAUAUGGUGGUAUGCAUUCAACGUCACUAUUUAAUUAUCUUGUGGUAACUGCAUGCGGUCUAGCCACUUGAGUUUCCACAUCAUUUAGUGGCAAACAUUGCAGCACGGAGUUUUACCAGUCUAAUUUUUGACGUGCAAAGGUGACGGCUCGUGAGUCUAGCCUAGUAGGGCCUGUACCAGGUUGUUUCCCCCAACACAAGAGAUUGUGAAUGCUUUAAGUCAACUAGUAGGAGCUGUAUUGUUGAUUGUUGUUAUUUUCAGUGUAUAUAUAGUUUAUAUAAUCUACCAUAACACACCACAGACAGUCAGUGUGUAGCUAUAUAGUUAGUGUAAUGGUAUUGAGGUUCCACUCCCCUUCACAAGACAACUACAAGGAUCUGUUUGAUGCUACUUGGACUCCUUUGACAAAAAUACCAAUUUCCAAAAUAUAUGAUGUACAUGCAUGCAUGUACAACUAUACUAACACAAGAAAUGAACAAAUUGUAUGCAUGAACUCUGUUGAGUAUACCUUUAAAGUGAUAUAUUUUCGCGAGUAUUAAAUUUCUGCGAAUGAGAAUAAUAUCGCAAAAAUUUGUACUAGAUAAUUGGAAAUUGCUCAAUCUUAUAAUUACAGGCCACAAGGUAUUGUACUUAGAGAUACUGACUUCCUUUUUGUACAAUAUCAUAGAGUUCUUUAUUUCCACUGCUAUUGUUAAUCACCCUGAAUUUAAUGAUUAUCGAGGUAUGAUGUUCGCAGUAAUUUAACAUCACAAUGCAUGCUGCAAAAGGGCUGCUAUUCGAAUCCAUGAAAACCUUUCUAACACUAUUUUCGAGAAACUGUAUAGCCUAGAAACAGAUAACAUAACUAU
Halichondria panicea is the source of this 10580-nucleotide messenger RNA. RefSeq lists its product as uncharacterized. NCBI's taxonomy places the organism in Eukaryota, Metazoa, Porifera, Demospongiae, Suberitida, Halichondriidae. Gene Ontology annotation, molecular function: protein tyrosine phosphatase activity. The record is from RefSeq and is a predicted model, not a curated record. Gene Ontology annotation, biological process: protein dephosphorylation. The transcript is spliced from 35 exons. The coding region runs from base 5012 to 9121 and encodes 1369 amino acids.